Molecule: messenger RNA, 1448 nt
Organism: Brachypodium distachyon (stiff brome)
Lineage: Eukaryota; Viridiplantae; Streptophyta; Magnoliopsida; Poales; Poaceae
Product: NAC domain-containing protein 18
Exons: 3
Coding region: 125-1252 (375 amino acids)
Biological process (GO): regulation of DNA-templated transcription
Molecular function (GO): DNA binding
Source: RefSeq, a predicted model, not a curated record
CGGCCUUCUCCGAAAUAGAGCGCUAGCUAGCUGAACACUGAGAGCCUCUGAUCGAGCUGAAGUGCUUCCAGUACGUGUAUGCAGUGAGUGAGUUGCUUCUUCUUCUAGCUCGUUGUUGUUGAUCAUGUCGACUACGGCUGCGGCGCUCCCGCCGGGGUUCCGGUUCCACCCGACGGACGAAGAGCUGAUCCUCCACUACCUCCGCAACCGCGCCGCAUCCGCCCCGUGCCCCGUCCCCAUCAUCGCCGACGUCGACAUCUACAAGUUCGACCCUUGGGACCUCCCCUGCCAGGCGGUGUACGGGGAGCAGGAGUGGUACUUCUUCAGCCCGCGGGACCGCAAGUACCCGAACGGGAUCCGGCCCAACAGGGCGGCCGGCUCAGGCUACUGGAAGGCCACGGGUACUGACAAGCCCAUCCACGACCCGGCCACGGGCGGGGAGCCCGUCGGGGUCAAGAAGGCGCUCGUCUUCUACAAAGGACGCCCCCCCAAGGGCAGCAAGACCAGCUGGAUCAUGCACGAGUACCGCCUUUCCGGCGCCGACCCCCUGAGCUCCUCCGCCAACACCAACGGCGCCGGCAACGCUUACAAGCCCAUCAAGUUCCGCAACGUCUCCAUGAGGCUGGAUGACUGGGUGCUGUGCCGGAUCUACAAGAAGUCCGGCCUUCAGGCGUCGCCCAUGGUGCCGCCGCUCGCCGACUACGACCACAUGGAUCACACUCACAGCAGCGGCAACAACAACAACGACGACGACGGCCUCUCCUCCUUCUCCGGCUCCGGUGGCGGCGCCGGCGGCGGCUUCGUCGUCGACGCCGACGCCGCCUGCAGCAGCUUCCUCUAUGCGCCCUCCGGCAACACGACCUGCAGAACCAUCAUGGCCCCGAGGCUCCCGGCGAUCCCGUCCAUGUCCGAGCUCUUCGACGACUACGCGCUCGCGCAGCUCUUCGACGCCACCGCCGCCGCGCCGGAGGAGCAUCACCCCGCCGUCCACCCCUCCCUCAACCAGCUCCUCUCCGUCGGCGACGGCCCGCACGCCGAGUACUACUCGUCUUCCCCGUCUCCGGCCGUCACCGCCGGGAAGCGCAAGGCGGAAGAUCAACGCGCCCCGGCGGCCAAGAGGCUCGUGAACGGGAUGUCGUGCUUCGCCGUCGACGACGUCGCGCCGCAGUCGGCGGCGGCGGCGGAGAGCGGCUUGCAAGCGGCCGUGCUGGGCGCCGGCCUCAGCAGCCAUCAGAUGCUUCCCCAGUUCUAAGCUUGUAAUUGAUUGUUAAUUAACCUGGGAACCCAUGAAUUUGGCCAGCGCAAGAGAAAAGCAAUCUUGCAAACGCUAUCAAAGAAUUGAUUAAGAUAGAUGAUAAUUGAGUUGUAGAAUUAUUGUAGUGUACUGAAGACAAGCAGUGUACUGAACAAGCUUACAAGCAGACAUGCACGCAGAUUUUUAUUUCCCU